AUGCCUUCGAAUGGGACCUCCGAAUCCUCGAGCCGUCGGACACGGACUACGAAGGCAACACGCGUUACCUCAAGGAAACGAUCAUCCGCAUACGACAAUAAUUUCGAGCAGGACCUCAUCGACCACAACAUCUACCCUAGGGGGUUUCCAUAUCCUGAUGAUGACUCAGUACCAGAGCCCAGCAACUUUGACGACAUAGUCCAAGCAAUAGCGGCUCCCCGGGCGUCUCUAUCGCCGUCCCGUGUCUCUCGCGGAACCUUUCGAAAGUUCUGCCUAAUGAAUGAGCGUAUCAAAUCCGAAGGCAAUGUUAUGGCUAAGAUACUUCCAAAAGUACUUGGUGACGCAGAUAUCCCGAGUGAAGGCAACCUUCCUUUCACCAACUUUGACUCAAUAACGGACGGGACUACUGUCGACGCAGUGCCCGACUUAUUCGACGGAUCAUACCCAAAAGAUAUCCAUGAGAGGAUCAAACAAGAGCUGAGUGACAUGAUUAUACCCACAAAACACAGUUUAGUACCCGCUGUACCAAAUUUCUUCAUGGAGGCUAAAGCUCCACGCGCCGGCGCUGAUAUCGCGAAGCGGCAGGCAUGCCUGGAUGGGGCCGUCGGGGCUCGCGCUAUGCACAAAUUGCAAAACUAUGGCGAGGACAAGCCGGUCUAUGACGGUAAUGCCCACACAUACAGCUCAACCUAUCACAAUGGCCAGCUUAUGCUCUACGCCCACCAUGUGACUGGCCCGACGGCCGAAGGAGAACGGGCCGAGUACCAUAUGACACAGCUGAAGGGGUACACUCUGACGGGUGAUCGAGAGACUUUUGUCACAGGUGCUACUGCUUUCCGGAAUGCUAGGGACCUUGCUCGCCGACAGCGAGAGAGGCUCAUUAGGGAAGCCAACGCUAGAGCUUUGCAAACAGGAGAAUUAGCCGCUGGAGAGCAUCUUAUCGAAGAGUGUGAUGACAGCCAUCCAUCAGAUGGAAACGCAUGGCAAGAUAUCCAUGACGAUCUGCAGCAGCAAAUUUGCGAGACCUACACCGAAGUCCAAGAAGACAGUGGUCCCACUACUCCCACGCAUCAAUAUACGUCUGAUGAUUCGCAAGACCCAAGCCGAGAUCCAGGCGCUUCCGGAACCAAUGAUCCGAGCAGCCUCACUCCUGAUUCUAGUACGGACACUACACGCCCAAAGCGUGCCCGACAAUCGUUGAGCUCCCCAACGCUAGGGAGCCGCUUAUCUAAGAGUCGAUCGCGUGCUACCGCAGCCCAGCGAUCUGCUCGGUCGCCCAUCACUGGAGAAACUGAGUCAUAG
Messenger RNA from Cordyceps militaris CM01, 1302 nucleotides. RefSeq lists its product as uncharacterized. The record is from RefSeq and is a predicted model, not a curated record. The transcript has a single exon. NCBI's taxonomy places the organism in Eukaryota, Fungi, Ascomycota, Sordariomycetes, Hypocreales, Cordycipitaceae. Bases 1 to 1302 code for a protein of 433 amino acids.